AUGGAGUCAUCAAAGCCAUUCAAUCCCAUCAACCUCAAGCCCUCUUCUCCUAAUUCAUUCCUUUCCCCCUAUAAAUUCAAAGCCUUUUGCCAUUUCGUCACUGUUGCCUCAUCUGAGCCGUCUCCAGUUGUCCAUUCCACCGCUACCAAUCAGUCCCGGAACGUUAGCUUUUCUGAGGAAUCCGAAACUCAAAUCCAUGUUGAACAAGUCGGAAGCCCCUUCGUGGGUCCGUCAAAUUUUGGAUUUCCCAAGUUGAGUACAAGCGAUCAGGCCUUCUCUCUCUUGCUUUUCAUUGCUGUCACGACUACUGCAUCACUGGUAGGCUUUCUUGCUGCAGCAAUUCCCACCUUGUUUGCCAUGCGUAGGGCAGCAAUUUCUGUUGUAAAACUGGCUGAUACUGCUCGUCAAGAGGCCCCUAGCACAAUGGCUGCUAUUAGGCUACUAGCUUGGAGAUCAGUGAUCUCACCUAUGAAUUGA
This is a messenger RNA of Coffea arabica (coffee), 477 nucleotides long. NCBI's taxonomy places the organism in Eukaryota, Viridiplantae, Streptophyta, Magnoliopsida, Gentianales, Rubiaceae. The record is from RefSeq and is a predicted model, not a curated record.